Stegastes partitus (bicolor damselfish) is the source of this 851-nucleotide messenger RNA. It is a transcript of the gene cfap119, whose product is annotated as cilia and flagella associated protein 119. The record is from RefSeq and is a predicted model, not a curated record. NCBI's taxonomy places the organism in Eukaryota, Metazoa, Chordata, Actinopteri, Pomacentridae. Bases 39 to 839 code for a protein of 266 amino acids. The transcript is spliced from 9 exons.
ACGGUUUGAUCAUUUGUCUCUGAUCUGCGGCGAAAAAGAUGGACACGAAAAUAAAGGUACCACAUGCCCUGAAAGCCAGAGUCAUGCUAUGGACGGAUGUAAGCUACCAUGACAUGGAGGAAAUUGACAAAUUACAGUCCAUUCCUGAUUUGGAGAGUGCUUUAUGCAGCGUGCUUGGAGUUGACCUCCCUGAACCAAAGAGAGGAGCUCUGCUGGAGCUUUAUGUGCAGACUGUGCUUUUUUGCAGAGAGCACAGCUACAAAAAGGAACAAACUUCUGCUCUCCUGUCCAUCAUCAAGUCCAUCCAUGAGGCCAACAUAGAAACUCCACUCCUCAACAUCGAACAGUGUCUGAAGUACUGCAAAGAGCUUCUGCUCUGUCACUCAGUCAGGCGGCCUCCAUUCAGUAUCAACCUCUUCAGCUCUACGGAGGCAAACUGUAUCUUAGAAUACAUCCACAGCAGCUACAUGAGACACUACAAACUCUACAAAUAUAUCUUUACCCCACAGGUUAAACUUGAUUUGUCUUUGACAUAUUCUGGGAUGGCUGAGCAUGGAACUGUUGAGGUUUCCUCGGUGCCAGCAGAUGUUGAAAAUGCGAUGGAGAAAGAAGCCGAAGCAGUACCAAAGAACGAAGGCUCUUCUGAAACGCAGGAAACAUCCAUCACGGAGCAGGAGGAAGCCACGUCUGGUUCCACGUCAGAACUGAAGGCACUGAUAGAGCGAGAAGUCAGAGAGCAAAUGAUGCACAUGUCUGAGCAGCUCGAUCACCGAAUGAAAGAAAUGUCACUUCAGCAUCAGUUAGAUCCUUCACAGCCCAACCACAAAGCCAAAAAAUAACAGUUACCAUAG